AUGCCGACCUUCAAAGUAUACAAAGGCACCCCCACCGGGAUCCAGGAGUCCGAAACCACACGCCCCGACCUGAGGGGGGACCAGGUCCUCGUCAAAGUCACCGCCUCAGGCAUCUGUGGCACCGACCUCCACUACAAGUCGGCCAACAUGGCCCUUGGCCACGAAGGCGUAGGCGUAGUCCGUGAAGUUGGGCCUAGCGUGCAAUGCCUCCGGCCCGGGGACCGUGUGGGAUGGGGCUAUCAGGCCGACUCUUGCGGUCUCUGCACGUACUGUCACGCGGGAAGCGAGGAGUAUUGCGCCGAGCGGAAAAUCUACGGAGAGGCGAAUCUGGACCAAGGCAUUUCGCCGAGGCCACGCGACGCAGAGGCGGCGCCCAUGAUGUGCGGCGGCGCGACGGUAUGGAAUGCGCUGCGGAGAUAUGGGCUUUCGUCCUCGUCGACGGUCGGUGUUCUCGGGUUGGGCGGACUAGGUCACUUGGCCGUACAGUUUGCCGCUCGGUUGGGCAUGAACGUCGUGCUGCUGUCGACAACCGACAGCAAACGUGACGAGGCGCUGAAGAUGGGCGCGACAAGCUUCAUCGUCGUCAAGGAUCAGGAACCGGCUCCCCUGGCCAUCGGCACCACUCUCGACGCUCUUGUGGUCACAUCGUCCGUUCCACUCGACUACGACCGUUACCUGUCCAUCCUCACUCCGCAGGCCGUCAUCUUGCCUUUGACUGUACAUUUCAGCGAUUUCAAAAUCUCCCAGUAUCAACUGCUCGCCAAAGGGAUCCGCAUUCAAGGGACGGUCAUCUCGUCCAGAGUCGAGAUCAAGAAGAUGUUGGCCUUCAUGGCCCGCCAGGACGUGAAGCCGCAGGUAAUGACUUUUGCGAUGGAUAGAGAAGGCAUCGAGAGUGCAAUAGAGGCUCUGGAAGAGGGCAAGAUGAGGUACAGGGGCGUGUUGACGGCUCGAUAA
This is a messenger RNA of Exophiala xenobiotica, 954 nucleotides long. RefSeq lists its product as uncharacterized. Bases 1 to 954 code for a protein of 317 amino acids. The record is from RefSeq and is a predicted model, not a curated record. Gene Ontology annotation, biological process: alcohol metabolic process. Gene Ontology annotation, molecular function: alcohol dehydrogenase (NADP+) activity; zinc ion binding. The transcript has 2 exons. Lineage: Eukaryota; Fungi; Ascomycota; Eurotiomycetes; Chaetothyriales; Herpotrichiellaceae.